UCGUUUCAUUUCUGCUCUCACGCUGGCAGUGUGUUGAAACUUGUGAUCUGUGAACAUUUGAUAUAUUUUUCUGAAGGUUGAACAAGAAAUUUGUGAAAAUGGCUGCUGCUGUUUUGCUUCGUCGUGCUAUCACCCAAAAAAUCAUGUCCAGAAAUUAUUCCGCUCACAUGGAUCCGAAGCAAGCCAUGGCUGCUUAUAAAAUGUGGAAAAAUUUAACUUACUAUGUUGUACCUGUUGUACUUGGACUUGCUGGAGCUAGUGUAUAUAUCAAUACUGAAGAACCUGAACGUCCAGAGUUCAUUCCGUAUGAACACUUGAGAAUUCGUUCUAAGAGAUUUCCCUGGGGUGAUGGAAAUAGAACUUUCUUCCAUAAUCCACAUGUUAACGCCUUACCCAAUGGAUAUGAAGAUCAUUAAGUAAUACUGUUUAUGAAUUAAUACAGCAAUGUCAUAUUAUAUGUUACUAUGAAUUGAUGCAAAUUGCUAAGCUUUGUUAAUAGGAAAAAUAUAAAUAUUGAAAUUGAAAUUAA
Messenger RNA from Trichogramma pretiosum, 529 nucleotides. Its product is annotated as cytochrome c oxidase subunit 6A1, mitochondrial-like. The transcript is spliced from 3 exons. Bases 99 to 416 code for a protein of 105 amino acids. Gene Ontology annotation, cellular component: mitochondrial inner membrane. Gene Ontology annotation, biological process: mitochondrial electron transport, cytochrome c to oxygen. The record is from RefSeq and is a predicted model, not a curated record. NCBI's taxonomy places the organism in Eukaryota, Metazoa, Arthropoda, Insecta, Hymenoptera, Trichogrammatidae. Gene Ontology annotation, molecular function: enzyme regulator activity.